Messenger RNA from Aspergillus pseudotamarii, 1280 nucleotides. RefSeq names its product RTA1 domain-containing protein. The transcript is spliced from 3 exons. Lineage: Eukaryota; Fungi; Ascomycota; Eurotiomycetes; Eurotiales; Aspergillaceae. Gene Ontology annotation, cellular component: membrane. The record is from RefSeq and is a predicted model, not a curated record. The coding region runs from base 414 to 1280 and encodes 288 amino acids.
CGAACGGCUGCUGCCUACCAUGAAGGAUCCUCUAUUCAUGAUCCCUCUUGAUCCGAGACAAAAGCAUUGGCUAAUCCGGCAUGGCCCAACUUAAGGUUAUUCCUCCAUAUGGCCGUUGUGAAUCAAUCCCCAGUAGAGUGUGCAACUACAUUCUGCUGACCCACUGAGGCCCACAGUUCGGAUACGCAUACGCGAUGAACCAUAACCCCUUUAAGCACCUCUGGCGUUCUCUUUUCUACAUCCGGUAUAGUUUUCGAGAUCGUGUUUAUAGUAUUCUAUGAAAUUUUCUUUUUUUAACGACCCCAAAUAUGUGGCAGGAACACUCCUCGACCUUUAAAUAUGGAUCCAGUCAAGCUCAAAGAACUUCAGUCAAUGAAUCCAUUAACAAUAAAAAUCGGUUCACUUGAGGCAAUAUGACAGCACUACAACCCCGAGACGGCUUCAAACUAUUCUACUAUGACCCAUCCCUUGCAGCAGCAGUAAUCUUCAUCAUCUGUUUUCUGGCAACCACAAUAUUACAUACAUACCAGCUUUUUCGAACAAGAACGUGGUUCUUCAUACCGUUUCUGUUGGGUGGUUAUUUUGAAUGGGUAGGAUAUGUUGCACGUGCCGUGGCCUGUAACCAAACGCCCAACUGGACACUUGGACCGUACAUCGUACAAGCCGUUCUGACUCUGGUGGCGCCAGCCUUGUUCGCAGCCAGCAUCUACAUGGAACUGGGCAGAAUGAUCGUCGUCCUAGGCGCAGAAAAGCACAGUAUGAUCCGCGUCAAAUGGAUGACCAAGAUCUUCGUGGCGGGAGAUGUCUUGUCCUUCCUUAUGCAAUCCGCCGGAGCCGGAAUGAUGGGUGUAAAAUCCAAGAUUUCUGAGAAUGGACCGAAUAUUAUCGUCGGCGGUCUUGUCGUCCAAAUCAUUUUCUUCGGCUUCUUCAUGAUAUCAUCUGCAGUCUUUCAUAUGCGUAUGAACCGUGAUCCUGUAGCGGAUGGCGGUGCUGGCUUCAACUGGCGACGCCUUCUUUAUGCGCUCUAUGGUGCUAGUGCUCUUAUUCUCAUCCGGUCCAUCUUCCGUCUUAUCGAAUAUGCGCAGGGAAAUGGUGGGUACUUGGUGGCGCAUGAGUGGUUCAUGUAUAUUUUCGAUGCAUUAUUGAUGUUUGGAACGAUGUUGAUCUUCCAUGUCGAGCAUCCUAGUGAGCUGAAUGCGUGGUUAAAAGGCAGUGGCGUUGUCUGUAGGGGCAUAAUUCGAUUCGAGAGGAUUGGGGGGAGUGGCAUGAUGAUGUCCUAG